AUUUAUUUAUUCAGAAGUUAAACUGUUGAACAAAUUUUCAUUCCUGAAAGUUCUUCCUCAAUUCUUUCCUUUUAAAUUCGAGAAGCAGAAGAAAGACGAGUGAUAUUCCAAAUCCAUACGUUUCUUGAGAAGAAGAAGAAAAAGACAAGAAGAAAGAGAGCAAAGGCGUGAUUAAAGCAUGGCAGAAGAAGAUCCUUCUUCGACUAUUAGGUUAAUGAACUUCGUCUCAGAAGGACAGUUAUCUGAAGCCAAGAAAACUAGAGGAGAAAGACCUGAAGAUGGAACUGCUCAGAGAGAUAGACCCCUCUUUGAGAUUCUGCAGGAUAAUAAGGAUAAGAAGGAUGCAGAAUUCAAUGAAAAGAUAAGGCAUAGGCCACCCAAAGCUUUAGAUGAGGAUGAGACAGAGUUUCUAGACAAUAUUGAAAUGACGAGAAAGGCAUAUGAACGGCAAAUAGCAGAUGAAGAAGCCCAACAACUUCGGAGUUUCCAAGUAGCAGUUGCAGUUCAUUCUACAGCUCUACAUGAAAUCAAAGAAACAUCCCCUGUACCAAAGGUGGAGGAAGUGAAGCCACUCAGAAAAAAAAAUCCACCAACAAAACCAUUAGGAGGAUUGAUUAUAAAAGUAAAGCCACAAGCAAAGAAGGCUAAGACGGAACAAGUUAGUUCACCAGGUAAUCGGCCUUCUUCGGACACUGCUAAAACAUCCGUUGGUGAUAACAAUGAUAAGUCUCAUAGUAGUCCAGUUAAAGGUACUCUUGGAAGUCUUGUUUCAUAUAGCGAUGAAAGUGAAGAUGAAGAAGGUGGUUGAUUUUUAUUCUUUUAAUCAACAAUGUGUAAUUUAAAAAUCCUAAUUUGUUUGGGAAGAAACUUUUUACAAAUAGUUUACAUCCAUCACAAAAUAGAUUCGUUUGGUUUUGCUGGA
This is a messenger RNA of Papaver somniferum (opium poppy), 922 nucleotides long. Its product is annotated as protein FAM192A-like. The record is from RefSeq and is a predicted model, not a curated record. Gene Ontology annotation, cellular component: nucleus. NCBI's taxonomy places the organism in Eukaryota, Viridiplantae, Streptophyta, Magnoliopsida, Ranunculales, Papaveraceae. Bases 179 to 808 code for a protein of 209 amino acids. The transcript is spliced from 7 exons.